CUUUCAACAUACUUGGCUGGGCCUUCCCCAGCGGCGAGGGCGUGGCCCGUUGUACAAGUAUAACAACAAUUGGCCCAGCGUAGCAUGCCCGUGGUGGUGGCGUCAUCGUGUCUCCUCGAUCCCCUCUCGUUCCUCCCUCGUCGCCUCAUCAAUUCAAGAUCCAAUCUUUGCUGCUGCCACUCGGCGAUCCGAUCGUUCUCGAGCAAGGUCGGUGGCCAUGGCACGCUGCCGCCAUCACCUCCUCCUCCUUUCCGUCUUACUUGCCUUGGCUGCUGCUGCUGCGGCGCAGAGUCAUGGAAAAGCCUCCGCCGUCUUCAUCGAUGCCUCGUCGCACCGCUACCUUCGGGACCAGCAAGCCGACCACCAGGACGCUUCAAUGUCGUUAAAUGAAGUUUCUGCGGUUGUUUCUGUCUUGCUUGGUUUCGCACCGUCAACAUCCCUACCAGCUAUUUCUUCUUCGAAGUUGAACAAAGUUCUUCUUCCUAAUCCAUUUGAUAGACCGCGUGCUGUUUUCCUCGUGCAAAUUGAUGGGUUCAAUGUUCCUAGCUUCGUAUCUGAAGGCAGCAACAUUUUCAAGACCAGGAUUGAAGGUGCAAACAUCGCUGAUACAGGGCUUACAGAUAAGGAUGACUUAAUUGUCAUUCAUUCAGAUGAAUCUCUAGAUCUCUCUCGAUCAGAUUAUCUUGAUAAUGAACUUUCCAGCUUGGCAAACUGGUUGGAGGGAUCUUAUCAGAAGUCUACCGGCAAACUAGUCAUUCCCUUGGAGAAUGGAAACAGUCUUACUUUGCAACUUGAUAAGGAAGCAGACAAGGAAUUCAUGUCCAGCUUGGCUUCCCUUCUUAAGACUAUUGAAAGGGCGAUCCAGGUUCAUGAAGAUUUCUCAGGUGUCGUGAACCCUGCAGAGUUAUUAGAAUGUCACUUCACAGGGUUGAAGGCUCUGGAGAAUGAAUAUGGUUCUGGUGAAAUUGUUAAGCAGGGAACAGAAAUAGUUCAGAGAGCUGUCACCAAAUCAUUCCAGUCCCUACAUGAAGCAUACAAAGGGAAAAUUGUUGGGCUGGUAAUAUCCACAAAUGAGGCUCCAUCAUCCUUAGGAUCCAUAAUUGACGCACCAUCUUCACUGCACAUUUCAAGACGGCUAGAAGAAGCAAGCAAGACUACAGACAUAGCCUCUGUCGUACUUGUUCGAAAGAGCUUGGCAUGGAUUACAGGGAUCAUCCUGCUUGUUUCAACUCUCAUAGGGGUUUGCUUGCUUAUGAACAUGCCACUUACCAGGGACACCCUCCUGUACUCGAAUGUCAAGAUCGAUUAGUUUGAAGGGGUGUUCGCGGCAGCUACUCUUGGGGUUCAACUUUGGCCUUGUGUAUUUAUGGGAUGGAUUUCAGAUGGUAGAGACGUAUGCUUGUGCUGUUCACAAAACCAGUGUACAAUGUGAUACUAGGUGCUACGUGCCUUUCUUUUUUUAAUCUGUGCUUCCAUCUUGCCUGUAUGGGCUGUUUUGUUGUUGGGUUCCCGGUAAAUAAUCCAGAGCAGUGGCACAAACGAUUAGUUGUUGCAGAAUGCUACUGCCUUUUCUGAAUAAAUCUGUCAUUGUAAUCGAAUUUCAACUUGAAUAACAGUGUGUAUGCUAUGUUUGUGGCGCU
Messenger RNA from Zea mays, 1640 nucleotides. RefSeq lists its product as uncharacterized. Gene Ontology annotation, cellular component: endomembrane system. The coding region runs from base 218 to 1309 and encodes 363 amino acids. The transcript has 11 exons. Lineage: Eukaryota; Viridiplantae; Streptophyta; Magnoliopsida; Poales; Poaceae. The record is from RefSeq and is a predicted model, not a curated record.